Ruditapes philippinarum (Manila clam) is the source of this 1875-nucleotide messenger RNA. RefSeq names its product dynactin subunit 5-like. NCBI's taxonomy places the organism in Eukaryota, Metazoa, Mollusca, Bivalvia, Venerida, Veneridae. Bases 194 to 751 code for a protein of 185 amino acids. The transcript has 7 exons. The record is from RefSeq and is a predicted model, not a curated record.
CAUAAAAACUGAUUGGUCGAUCAUUUGUGGUUAUCAAAAUAAAAUUGUAUACCCAUUAAAGAGCAGUAUUUCAUCAAACUAUGAAAGAAAGGCGGAAAUUUUUUCGGCAAAAUUAAAACCACGAAAGUAGAAUUAUUCGUUUGAACUUAUAAUAAUCAAGUUUUGAUUGGUCAGUAAGCAACUUUUCUCCAAGAUGGAACUUGUUGAUACAUUUUACAACAAUCCAGAAUACAUAGAAACAGCUUCUGGGAAUAAAGUAAGUCGUUCAUCAGUACUAUGUGGAAGUCAGAACAUAGUGAUAAGUGGCAAGAGUAUAAUCAUGACUGACUGUGUUAUAAGAGGAGAUCUGGCCAAUGUUAGGAUUGGACGACACUGUGUUAUCAGUAGAAAAGCAGUGAUAAGACCACCGUUUAAAAAAUUUAGUAAAGGAGUUGCAUUUUUCCCUCUUCAUAUUGGGGACCAUGUGUUUAUAGAUGAAGGUUCUAUAGUGAAUGCUGCACAAGUUGGAUCACAAGUUCAUAUUGGCAAAAACUGUGUUAUUGGUAGAAGAUGUGUAUUGAAGGAUUGUUGUGCAAUAGCAGAUAAUACAGUUUUACCUCCAGAAACUGUAGUACCACCAUUUACUGUAUUUUCUGGCUCACCAGGAACAUUUACUAGUGAGCUGCCCGAGUGCACACAAGAUUUAAUGGUCGACUUUACAGUAAGUUACUAUCAACAUUUUAAACCAACUGGUAAAGGCAAAGGGAAGUAACUAACAGUAAAUAGGAAUUUUCAUUCAGAUUUAAAAGGAACACGACACAUGUGAAGGAAUUUUCAUUCACUCUGGAAACAAGUUUGAAUAUGAAAAAUGUGCUUUAUGUAUUGUGAAAACUGACCGGGAUAAGAUGCUGACAGUAUGCAGUGAUACAUGUAUAUGAUCACAAGUCUUUAGAAUGUUUUACAUUACAAGUGCAAUAUCAUGAUUUUUAACAUUAGUGCUGCCUUAUUUAUUUGUAGAUAUGUAAUGCAUUAAUUGGCUAUAUAUUACAUUAUAAUAGUAGUUAUAGUAAAACAUAAAUUUAUACCAUGGUGGUAGCUUUCUGCUGGAAGGGUUUAAAUUUUGCUUGUUUAUAAAUAAAAAUAGAUGAUCAUUAAAAUAGAUUUUUUCUUCAGGAGCAAACGAGUGUACUUAUUUCAUUUGCAAAAUUAACAACAAAAAAUCUCAUAUAGUCUUUAACUAUGUAAAUGUAUUGUUAGUUGAAUAUUUUUUAAGUUGCAUUAGUGGUAGACUUGUUGUUAUUCUAGCUGACCAAAUUAUAUGCCCUUAACCACAGUUUUUGUUGGAAUUCCAACACAUAUAUUAUGUGAGAAAGCUAUCAAGCUAGGUUUUGGGUUCUCCUAGAGUAAGAGUCUGGUUGUGUUUGAGUAUGUGUAUCAAGGAAUUUAUUUACAAAUACAGCUUGAAAGUAUUUUUGACUUUAAAUGCAGACACAGAAAAAAAAUCAUUUUCAACUCAAAUUAUCACUGUUUUUGAAAUUUUAAAACCUUAAUAUUCAAAUUUUCUUUAUUUUCCAAAAUCACUUUACUCUCGUGCUUUUCAGUCUAUGCUUGCCAAAUACAUUACUAAACAUUUCACAGAAAAAGAACCUAACAUGGGUUAUUUAAAGAGAUGAUAUUUCUUUAUUUAAUUAUUUCAUCUUUCUAAUGCUACAAAAUUGAACACUAAAUGUUGCAAUAUUGAAUGGAACACAACUUACAGUGACAAUGUGUUGUAAAAUGUUUCAAAUAUAAGAAAAUGUUAAAUGUUUUUGAUGGCAACUUCAGUGAUGUAUGUGUGAUUUAUGUUGUGUAAAUGCUUAUAUAAUAUUGGGGAAAAUAAAUGUUCUAAACCACAAG